ACACACACACACUCACUUCCCGCCCCCUGACCCCGAGCCGCGGUGGUCGCCUGCGCGGCGGGCAGACUUUGCCCCGUCGCCGGCGCAGGCAGGGAGCGGACGAUGUUCGCGGCGGCUCCCGCGAUGCAGGACAUCUCAUCCCGCCUCGGCGGCGGCUUCUCACCUCCUCGGCUCACCCCGCCACUGGCGGCCCUGCACGGCAUGGCGGCUGACGUGCAAACCCCACCGCCCCGGCCGCGGUCUCGGUGCCAGUCGCAGUCCCAGUGCCAGUCCCAGUACCCGGCCUACCCGCUGCCGUCUGCCGGGGCACCCGCCGCCGCUUCAUCGUGCGCGUCCCCGACCACCACCUCGCCCAACCCGGGCGGCAUGGCGGCAGCGGCGGCGGCGGCGUCGCCGGGCCUCAAGUCUUCCAGCCUGGGCUCGCCGCAGCUGUGCUCGUCGGCGACGCCCCACGGCAUCAACGACAUCCUCAACCGGCCCCGCGCGGCCCCUGCCUCGGCUUCGAUGGGGGUCCUGAGCGCCCUGCAGCCGCGCUUCGACACCCUCAGCCCACCACCGCCGCUGCCCUCGGCCGGACUCUAUUUCUCGCCGGCGGCCGCCGCCGCCGCCGCCGCCAUGGUCCGUUACCCCAAGCCGCUACAAAGCGAGCUGCCCGGUAGGACCCCCAUCUUCUGGCCGGGGGUCAUGCAGGGGACGACCUGGAGGGACGCGCGCUUCGCGUCAUGCUCGCCCCAGCACAGCUGCGUUCUGGUGGAAGGCAAGGACGGCAAGCGCAAACACACGCGACCAACUUUCUCCGGACAGCAAAUUUUCGCUCUGGAAAAAACUUUUGAACAAACCAAAUAUUUGGCGGGACCAGAACGAGCGCGACUCGCUUUUUCUCUGGGGAUGACCGAGAGCCAGGUCAAGGUGUGGUUCCAGAACCGUCGCACGAAAUGGCGGAAGAAGCACGCGGCCGAGAUGGCCUCCGCCAAGCAGAAGCAGGACUCGCAGACGGAAAGGUUAAAGGUCAGCACGGACAUGGAAGACGACGACGAUGACGACGACGACGACUACGACAAACCCUUGGACCCUGACCACACCCCCCACCACGAACCUCCCCACCUCAACGGCCUCCUCCACGAGCACGCGCUCGUCGUCGUGCACACACCCGAACCAGGCGGCUCAUCCUCUUAAGAAAAAAGAGAAAAAAAAAAGACUUUUUCCAUUUGGUUUGACUUGUAAAUACGGUUGGGACUGUACAUAGAAACACACACGUGCUUUAUUAUUCUUAUUAUUAUUAUUGUUGUUAUUAUUGUUGUUAUUAUCAUUGUUGCGACGAUGAUGCAACAUGUUUUGACGAUGAGUACAAACACGUGAACGCAACACGUCAUUCAAUUUAAUUUAAUUCAUGUAACGUCAGCACUUUCACUCAAUAAACAGUCUUUACUACUAUUAGUGUUAUUAGAUAUGAUGAGCGUUAUUCUUGCGCAGAAAAAAAUAUGAUUCUAAAAAUAUUUCCUCAUUGGGCCCAUAAUUCCAUUGCUGAUUAUAAUGAGCACCGAAUGUUUUUAGAACGGAUUAGACUAUUAGUAAUCACGAAAUAAGGUUAUUUAGGGCUAAACUGCACCGAAUAUUUUUACAACGGAUUAGACUAUUAGUAAUCAUGAAAUAAGGUUAUUUAGGGCUAAACUGCGCCGUGUCACGUUAAUAAGACAACUCUGCUGAUUUAAUUUCGAUAUGUAACGGAUAUGUGAAUAAGGAUAAAAAUAGCUUAAUACUUCUGACCAUCAUUCUAAUGAUGGAAAGUUUGGAGUGUUGUGACGCUCUAGUGACGUGACGUGACGUGACGUGACGAGGCCACGGCCAUGGAAAGCAAAGUAGAGCGUCUUCAAACAAUUGGAAUUGGAAUUGGGUUCGAGGUGACGUCACCGGCACCUCCGAUUUUCUUUGGCUCGCGAAUGACGACGCGUCGCCAUGCAUGCAUCAAUUGGAUCUCGUAGCGUUUCUCCAAACUAAUGUAAGACGGAGAUUUUCCUGUUUGCAUUCCAAAAGAAAUGCCCAAUUGUCAUCCAAAAAUGGUACGACAUCGAAUGCGCACAUUUGUAAAGUUUAAAAGCAUGAAUUAAGUCAUUCGAGACUAAAACACG
Molecule: messenger RNA, 2129 nt
Organism: Syngnathus typhle (broad-nosed pipefish)
Lineage: Eukaryota; Metazoa; Chordata; Actinopteri; Syngnathiformes; Syngnathidae
Product: homeobox protein Nkx-6.1-like
Exons: 3
Coding region: 103-1176 (357 amino acids)
Biological process (GO): cell differentiation; regulation of transcription by RNA polymerase II
Cellular component (GO): nucleus
Molecular function (GO): DNA-binding transcription factor activity, RNA polymerase II-specific; RNA polymerase II cis-regulatory region sequence-specific DNA binding
Source: RefSeq, a predicted model, not a curated record